AUGAUUUUUUCAAAGCAAGUAUAUUUAUGGUUUUUAUUUACAAUCCACAUAAUCGUCGGAAAUGACAUAAAUAAAACUUUUGAACAAGAAAUUAAUGCAAAACGUUUCUUAAACGACGUUAAUAAUAAUUCUAUAGAAAUUGUAUCGAAAUUGAUUAGUUCAGAUUAUUUAACAAAUAGAAAAUAUAUUUAUGAACAAGUUAAGUUAUAUUAUCCUUGGAAAAAUUUCACAGAUCCAGAUGUGCGACGAAAAUUGAAAUUAUUUUCCGAAAUCGGUAUUCUCGCAUUAUCCGACGAAGAUUAUGAACGUUAUCAAAAAAUAAUAUCAGAAGUUAGAAAAAUAGAACAAACUACAGUUAUUUGUAACUUUAGAAAUAAGUCAAAAUGCGAUCUUCACUUACAGCCAGAUAUUGAAGAAAAAUUAAAAACAAGUCAAAACUCUGAUGAACUACUGUAUUUACAUAAAAAAUGGCACGAAUCUACAGAUGAUAAAAUAAUUCAACUUUUUAAAAAUUACAUUUUACUCAGUAAUCGAGCUGCAAACCUUAACAAUUAUACAGAUUUCAAAAAAUAUUCUUUAAGAAAUUUCAUUGAAAUGGGCGAUGUUAAAAAUGAACUUAUUUCAUUAUGGGACAAAAUUAAACCUCUUUACGAACAACUACACGCUUACGUCAGAAGAAAAUUGUUGAAAAUUUAUGGAGAUAAAAUUAUGUCUUCGACAGGUCCCAUUCCAGCAUACCUACUCGGGGAUAUAAGGCUGGAAAAUUGGUCAGGUUUGUCAAAGAAAAUUGUUCCUUUUCCGGAAGUUGAUAAUUUAAAUAUAACAAAAUAUAUGAUCGAAAAGAAAUACACUCCCGAUACGAUACAUAAUUUGGCUCAAGAAUAUUUUGAAUCAAUGAAUAUAAGUGUUAAUUAUAAUUUUUGGAUAAAUAAUUCAAUGGAACAGAAAGAAAUUAAUCAAUGUCCGACAAACAUAUUUAAUUUUUACGAUGGAAACGUGAGAAUAAUGGAUUGCAAUGGCGUUUCUUUAAAUAAUUUUUUAUUGGCUCACAAUUUGGUAACCAAAGCUCACUACAUGGUAGAAUAUAGCAAACAACCCUACGUGUAUCAAAUGCCUGCCGAUCCAGCAUUAGAAAUGGCUAUAAAUGAUAUAAUUGCAAUGUCAGCAUCAACAUUAUCUAACUUGAAAAGAAUAGGCCUUUUCGAAAAGGAUAUAAUUAAUAAAAAAAUCCGAAUAAACAAAUUAUUCAAAUUGGCCCUUGAAAAAGUAGUCAACUUGCCGUUUUUUUUAGUACAAGAAUUAUGGAGGUGGAAAUUAUUUGAAGGAAUGACUAUCGAAAAAUCUUUUGCAUAUUUACGAAAUUUGAGGGAAACGUUUCAAGGAAUAGUAUUUCCCUUUGAGCUUGGUAGCGGUCCCCUGGGAAGAAAAGCUUUUUCAGACCUAUCAUUAGUUCAUAAUUUUUUGGGAUAUUUUUUAGAAUUUCAAAUAUACGAUAAUCUAUGCAAAGAUGAAAUAAAUUUAGACGAAUGUAAUUUGGCUGAUAAUAAAGAUGCUGGUAUGAUUUUAAGGAAGUUAAUGAGCUCUGGUUCUUCAAAGAGUUUGAAAGAAACUUUGGCCGGUAGUCUGAAUGAGAGCAAAAUAAAAGCGCGAUCUAUAAUUAAAUUCUUUAAGCCGUUAAUGAAUUGGUUAAAACAACAAAAUAAUAUUAACGAAGAGUACAUAGGAUGGAAAAAUAAAUUAAAGACGAAUAAUAGAUCGAAAAGGAGAAAAAGAUCGGCCGUAGAUUAUUUUUCGGAAUUGGAUGAUGAGGAUGAUACAUUUAAUGCUGCAUCUAAAGUAUUAAAUAAAUUUCAACGCAGCGUACCUUUAAAUAAUGAAAAAGAAUUACUUAAGUUAAGUACACGAAAGAGAAAAAAUGUUAGGAAUGGUGACGUAGGAGAGAAAUUGAUAAAACGAUUUCAAACACUCAAAACAGUAUUAAUGUCAAGGACAGUGAAAGACAAGGGAAAUCAAUGGAAAAUAAUGAAAAUGAAAUUGAAAAUGAUGGAAAAUCAUUUGCAUAUUCUAAAUUAA
Molecule: messenger RNA, 2073 nt
Organism: Pediculus humanus corporis (human body louse)
Lineage: Eukaryota; Metazoa; Arthropoda; Insecta; Psocodea; Pediculidae
Product: Angiotensin-converting enzyme precursor, putative
Exons: 13
Coding region: 1-2073 (690 amino acids)
Biological process (GO): proteolysis
Cellular component (GO): plasma membrane
Molecular function (GO): metallopeptidase activity; peptidyl-dipeptidase activity
Source: RefSeq, a predicted model, not a curated record